This is a messenger RNA of Solanum tuberosum (potato), 704 nucleotides long. RefSeq names its product CASP-like protein 2C1. NCBI's taxonomy places the organism in Eukaryota, Viridiplantae, Streptophyta, Magnoliopsida, Solanales, Solanaceae. The record is from RefSeq and is a predicted model, not a curated record. The coding region runs from base 26 to 628 and encodes 200 amino acids. The transcript is spliced from 3 exons.
UAAAUAAAAAAAACAAAAAGAUCAUAUGGAUAUUGUGAGAAUAGAGUUUUUGUUGAGGCUUUUAGCAACUUUGUUGUUGGUUUUGACUGCUUGUCUUGUUGGAUUUGAUUCUCAAACUAAAGUUGUUUUCUUAACUGUCCAUAUAAAAGCCAACUACAAAUAUUUGGAUGCCUUGAGUGUUUUGGUAUGGAUUGAUGCUGCUGCUGCCAGUUAUAAUGUACUCCAACUGCUGAGAAGUUUUUUCAUUACUACUUCAAAGGGGGAUAUUAAACAAUUUUCUCACAAGAAUUAUUGGUUCUUUUUCUUAUUAGACCAGGCAGUUGUGUACAUUGUAUUUGCAGCAAAUUCAGCAGCAAUUGAAGCAUCAGUAAUUGCAUUAAUUGGAAUAAAAAGUUUACAAUGGAUGAAAAUAUGCAAUAGAUUCACUAGAUUUUGUAUCCAAAUGGGAGCUGCUUUAAUAUUGGGCUAUCUUGCUGUUGUUAUAUUAUUUCUAAUUUCAUCAAUUUCUGCUUUUCAAUUAUUUAGGCUAUACUCACCUAAACAUUUUCUUAAACUUAAAACAAAAUUAAUUGAUGAUCCUUAUAUUGUUCAUCAAAACGUGUUGCAGAACGAUCUACAAAAUAAUUGAUAUCGAUACAGUUUGCUUCCUUACUUCAUAAGUUGCUAUGUAAAAAUAAAUUUAUGAUGGAUUAAUUGGAUUAUGC